Molecule: messenger RNA, 5544 nt
Organism: Vespula pensylvanica (western yellowjacket)
Lineage: Eukaryota; Metazoa; Arthropoda; Insecta; Hymenoptera; Vespidae
Product: trehalase
Exons: 8
Coding region: 1316-3313 (665 amino acids)
Biological process (GO): trehalose catabolic process
Molecular function (GO): alpha,alpha-trehalase activity
Source: RefSeq, a predicted model, not a curated record
UUCUUUCUUUCUUUUAAGAAAUUUGAUAUACAAAGAGACGUAUCAUUUAACAGCGAAAUAAAUUCUAUCUACGAAUCGUAAGAUAUUUCGAUACGUUUGACAACAAUCUUCGUCGUGCUUCGUACCUACGGUUUGAGGUUAACUUCCGAGUGAUAACUGCGAGAAUCAAGGUAGAAGUGUUUUCAUUUUUCUUUCAUUCUUUUAUUUUUCUAAGUUGGUAAAUAGUCGAAAGAAUAGAGUGUGGUAUAUAGAUUAAGUGUAAGGAAAGUGUUGUUAAUUGUGUAUAUGUGUGUGUGUGUGUGUGUGCGUGCGCGCGUACGUGCGUGUACAUUCGUAUAUAUUUCGACGUGAAAAAAAUAUUACAAUUAUUGCUUCUACGGUAGUGAAAUAGUGUCGAGGUGAAGGACAUCGCGAAAAGAGAACGAAGGUCUUUCGUUCGAACGAUUGACGACCUAUCGCGAUGUGGCAAAAAUUACUGAAGAAGAUGCGGCCUUGCUGCUGGAGUUGAGACCGCCUCGCAGACUACGAAAAUUCGAGGGUCCACGUCCGAAAGCGAUAACCAGAAAGUAAGGACCUACAAAAAAAAAAAAAAAAAUUCGGCGUGUCUCAUCUAUCUUCUUCCUAAUUGUUUCAUCGUUGAAACGAAACUUUCGAAAAAAGCGUGAGAGCAUAUAAGUUAAUGAGAACUUAACAAAAAGAAAAUAAGGGAAAAGCAAAACAACUUCGAAAAAAAAAAAAACAACGACAACAAAUAAAACAGAACUCUCAUCCCCACGAAAGUAGAAGCGCGCGAAAAAAAAAGGAAGGGUUGUAUUUUUGAGAGCCGAGAGUUGUAUAUGUGUGUAUAUAUGUAUAUAUAUAUAUAUAGAUGUAUAUAUAAAUACAUAAUAUACGUACAUAUACGCAUAGUCACGGAUAUAUUAGAAAUAUUUAAAAGUGACGAGAGACGAGCAUUUAUAAAAAAGAAAUCUCUAGCUUCUUUCCUUGUGUUUUUCUAUAUAAAAAAGUGCAGAGACAACUAGACUGAUUUUAAAAACACACUGAAGGAACACUUACGUAAGUGUAAAAUAUAUAUAUAUAUAUAAAUAUAUAUAUAUAUAUAUAUACACAUAUACAGAAAGUUAAAGGGAGGGGGUGAGAGAAAAAAAGGGUGCAAAUAAGAUAAAGACCACCCCUCAGUAGUAAAAAAAAAUAUAUACAUAUAUAAUAAUUAAAUUAUAUUAAAUUAAAUCGAAUCAAAAUCAAGGACGAAACAAAACAGAUACGUAUACACAGAAACGAAAAGGAGAAAAAAAUAAUAAUAAAAAAAAAAAAGAUGGCUCUGAUGAUUUCUUGGUCCGUUUCGAUGAAUCGUCUGAUCAAUGCUGCACUCACGUUCCUCAUCGUUCUUCGAUAUUGUGCUAUCGCCGCCGACGAUAAGAGCAAUACUAAGCCUCCUCCGUGCCCCAGCAAUAUUUACUGCCAUGGCGAGCUGUUGCACAGAGUACAAAUGUCGUCGAUAUACUCGGACUCGAAGACUUUCGUCGACAUGAAGAUGAAGCAUUCACCGGAAAAAACGCUGGCGUUAUUCCAUGAAUUCAUGAAUCGUACCGACGAAGCACCAACUAAACAUGAAAUAGAAAAUUUCGUUAACGAUACAUUCGAUCCCGCUGGAUCGGAAUUCGAAGAUUGGAAUCCAACCGAUUGGACAGCUAAUCCGAGAUAUCUUAAAAAGAUAAAUGAUCCGGAAUUAAGGAAAUUUGGUUACGAUCUCAAUCAAAUCUGGAAGAUGUUAGGUAGAAAAAUGAAGGAUGACGUUAGAUUGAAUCAGGAUCGUUAUUCGAUCAUAUAUGUACCUAAUCCGGUGAUCGUACCAGGCGGCAGGUUCCGCGAAUUUUAUUAUUGGGAUUCAUAUUGGAUCAUAAAGGGACUUUUAUUAUCAGAUAUGUAUGAAACAGCGAAGGGUAUGUUGACCAAUUUUGCGAUGAUCGUUGAUAAAAUUGGUUUCAUUCCUAAUGGCGGAAGAAUAUAUUACACCAUGAGAUCUCAUCCGCCUCUUCUUAUACCAAUGGUCGAUGAGUAUCUUCAAGUAACCAAGGAUUAUGAAUGGCUCGAUACAAAUUUCUGGUUACUCGAAAAGGAAUUUAAUUUCUGGCUGACCAAUCGUACUGUUGAAAUUGAGAAAGAUGGUGUCAAGUAUACUCUUGCUAGAUACUAUGAGGAAUCGUCUGGACCAAGACCGGAAUCCUACAGGGAGGAUAUUCAAACCAGUCAAAGUUUUCGUACAUCCGAGGAAAAGGAGAAUUAUUACACGGAGUUGAAAACAGCUGCUGAAACUGGCUGGGAUUUCUCUAGUCGUUGGUUCAUACUCGAUGGAACCAAUAAAGGUAAUUUGACCAAUCUGAAGACGAGAAGUAUAAUACCAGUUGAUUUAAAUUCGAUAUUAUAUCGAAACGCAGUACUAUUGGGUCAGUAUAGUCAAAGAUUAGGUAAUGCUUCUAAAGCGGCAUAUUAUUUGAACAUUGCCGAGGAAUGGAAGAGAGCUGUGACCGCUGUAUUAUGGCACGACGAAGUUGGUUCUUGGUUGGAUUACGACAUAAUGAAUGAAAUAAAGAGGGAUUACUUUUAUCCUACAAACAUCUUGCCACUUUGGACAUUUUGUUACGACAUCAGUAAAAAAGAACAGUAUGUAUCGAAGGUAUUAAAGUAUCUUGAAAAGAAUCAGAUAAUGUUAAAUGUUGGUGGAAUACCAACGACAUUGGAACACUCCGGUGAACAAUGGGAUUAUCCUAACGCCUGGCCCCCUCUUCAAUAUUUCGUUAUAAUGGCCUUGAAUAAUACUCAAGACGCAUGGGCCCAAAGGUUAGCCUAUGAGAUAAGUGAGAGAUGGGUUCGCAGUAAUUACAAAGCUUUCAACGAAACGCACAGCAUGUUUGAAAAGUACGACGCAACAGUUUUCGGUGGUUAUGGCGGUGGUGGAGAAUACGAGGUCCAACUUGGUUUUGGCUGGUCCAAUGGUCUCGUCAUGAUCCUCCUCGACAAAUAUGGUAGUACCUUGACCGCGGUAAACAAAUUCGCGACUGAUAAAGUUGAGCACAGUAGUGCGCAACCCCAAGUUGUUGUAUCGACUGCUGGUCAAGUGAUGACUGGUAUUCUUGCCCUCAUCAUCUCGUUAGCGGCAGGAUUUAUAGGAAUGGUAAUGUACAAACGUAGACAGUACAACGUACCAGGGCCGUCAACAUUGGGUAGCAGAAAAAAAUAUGGGCCUCCCGAUAAUAACGUUUAUCGGAAAAGAAUCGCUUAUACGGAAUUGAAAGAUAUGAAUAAUGAUUGACGAACCUGAUUGUUUAGAACUCGGCUGGCUUUAUCAUCAUUAGAAAAGAGUUAUUAGACAAAAAAAAGAUUGAUAUACGUCAUACAUAGUACGUCGUUUAAGGGGAAUUAAAAGAAAAUGCUCUUAUAUAGGUAUAAAAAAUAUAGUGAGAGAGAGAGAGAGAAAAUGUGAAGAAGAAGAAGAAGAAGAUGAAGAAAAAAAGUGGCCUCAGGGACGUGAUUCAAACAAAACUGUUGAGUGUGUUAGACAAAGAAAGAAAGAGAGAGAGAGAAAAAGAUUGGAAGAGCGGGAGUUAAACCUGGUUUAACAAAAUAAAAAAAAAAUGGAUGAGAUUAGACGACGUAAAAUAUAUCUAUAUAAAAAGAAGUUCAGGUGUGAUGGAUCUUCGAUACCGUCCAACGUGUCUUCCUAUAAUGACUAAUAAUAAUUGAAAAUUCAAUUUUAAAAUGGCCGCAGGCGGCUUUCGAAGACACGUCUAAAAAGGUCUCGGAGUCCUUCAUUCGUCGUCGUCGUCGUCAUCGAUCGUUAAAAUCCUUUGAUUCUUCUCCUAUUCAUUAUCCGCCAUUUUGACGGGACGCCUACAAUGAAGAAUCAAGAUGGAGAACAAGAUGGAGUAUGUAUCGAAUGAAAAUAUUUGAUGAAUGGGACGAGUUGGAAUAGACAAAAAAGUGAAAAAUUAAAGGGAAGGGGUAGGUAUAUACCUACGUGUGUAUAUGCGUGUAUGUCUGUGUAUAUCUGUGGAUGGUUGGAUGUAUAUGUGUGCGUGUAAGAUAAGAGAGAAAAGCGCGAAAUAAAGUUCGUGGACUACCUUGUUCCUAAGUAGAAUGUUUCCGUUUGAGAUGUCGUUGUUUGCAUCUUUCAUAAGAUGAAAGAGAUUCACAAACAACGAUGCCAAAGGACGAUUUUCGAAAUUGUGUGUCUACGACGUAUAUAGUGAUGUUUUUUGUUUUCGGAAUGUGUGUGUGUGUGUGUGUGUGUGAGAGAGAGAGAGAGUGGAGAAAGAGAGAGAGAGAGAGAGAGAACACUAAACCAAAGUCGACUAGUUCGCCGAGGUUUAAAUAAAAAAUGAAAUCUUUUUUUUAUAGGCCGGAGUUAAAAGAUUUUCAAGCUACGAGUAUUUCUUCUCAAUUUUCUCUGUGGGGUUUUUGGUUUCUUUUUUCUUUUUUUUCUCUCUUUUUUUUUGGUUUAAUAAGAAACUUCUGCACGCACUCACACACGCGUACAAACGGCAUUCUACGAAUUUAUAUCUAUUAUUUAUUAUUCACACGAAGACGUCAUCAUUUGUUGCUUGAUUUACUCUAAUUAUUACCAUUAUUUCUUUUUCCUUUUUUUUCGUGAUUAUCGUUAUUUGAGAAUAAUUUUCUGACCUCCAUUUUGUUCUAUUUUUUAUUUUUUUUAUUUAUUUAUUUAUUUUUUUCUUUUUUUAUCUUUUUCUUUGAUUCUUACGAACGACGAAUGACGAUAGUCGAUCGUAAAUAGGGGAUGGUUAAAAAAACUUUGAAUAAAAACGAAAUAUCUCCAGUGUUUAGUAGUAUGCGUGAAUGUAUGUGUGUGUUUGUGUGUGUAUGUGCCCGUACGUGACGACGUACGCACAUGCGUGUAUACGUAAAAAGAUAAAUAGGUGAGUGCGUUUGUACUUUUAUUGACGUCAUUUCACAUAAGCUCGUCCAUCCCAAGAAACACUCUGGUUUUAAUAUUAUUAUUAGUACUAGCAUUAUUACUAUUAUUAUUAUUAUUAUAUAUAAUUAUUACUAUUAUGUUAUUAUUAUAUUAUUUAGCACAUAUAUCUCGUCGUGUCAAAAUGUCGUACAAAACACGAACAAUAAUCACAUUCGUCCAAUAUGGCGGUAGCAGGAUUUGUUCUUUAAUUUUUUGUUAAAGACAUGCGAUAUAUACGAGCGCAGGAUAGAUAAAAAUAUACAUAUUAUACGUUUUUAAUCGAAAGAAAAAUGUCGUGUAAAAGAGAUUCGUUGUUAGCUUUUUGUUUUGAUUUCUACAUAAAAAUUGUGUAUCUCGGUGAUAAUAAUUCGUAGACAGUGAUGGAAAUAGUAUUUCGACGAUUUUAUUAAGUUUUCUACUAGUAUGUAAAUACACGAAAUUAUUUACCCUUCUUUCUUUAUUUUAUAUCUUAUUUUAUUUUAUUUCAAUGGGAAAAACAGUUUGAUUGAUAGAAUUAAUAACUUAAAGAAGGAGUUUUUAGCUUCGAUAAUUCGUACUGUAAUAAAAUAAAA